AUGCUUGAAUGGAGGGAAGCAUUUGGUGACCUCAACUCUACCUGCACAUUACCUCAGGGACUUCCUUCGAGUGUUGCUGUCAGUGUAUCGCUGUUUGCCUGACAUUCCCCUCCCAGCCGAUGCCGACUCGGAGCUCGUUGCCGAGAAGUACUACGCCACCGUCUUCCGACUGCAUGGGAUGCCUUCCGCCAUCGUUUCCGACCGUGAUCCCAAGUUCACCUCGCAGUUUUGGCGGGCAUUGCAGGCAAAGAUUGGCACCGUCUUGCGAAUGUCAACACACCCGGAGACGGACGGAUCGAGCAAGAAUCGGAUCAAGAUGGUCACCCAAACCCUGCGCCACUGCACCAAAAGGCGAGGCACCUCUACUUCAGUGAGCGCAUAUUGUCCUAGAAGUGAGAUGGAGCGAAGUUCAACCCCCCUGUGCGCGAAGCUGAAGAGCUUGUGGCAGUGGGUGCGGCUGUGA
This is a messenger RNA of Microbotryum saponariae, 463 nucleotides long. Lineage: Eukaryota; Fungi; Basidiomycota; Microbotryomycetes; Microbotryales; Microbotryaceae. The record is from the annotation of a GenBank genome assembly.